GAAACUGUCAGUAGAACGCAUUAGGUAGGACUUAACGCCCCUGUUGUCACAGCAACUGAUCUAUCCCACAAACCUCAACAGGAAACCUGCAGAAGGCAAUCCGCGAGGGUUCUUGUUUUGUGCACUGCGUUGUGUUGCUCCUUCCCUCGUGAUUGGCCGGUGGUUGAGAAAGUGAAUUGUCCCUUUCCCGCCCGCCCUCAGCCAUUUUCUCCCCAUUAAGGCGCUGCGUCUGGGUUCUGUGACAUACCUUCUUGGCUGGCGUUGGCAAUGGGCGACUGGGUCCCCAGAGCGUUUUCCCGGCGCAAAUCACGUCAUCCGCCCGACCUUCCCAAGCCUCAGCCAAGCAAGGAGGUAGCUGAAGAUCCUGUGUAUGUGAAUCUCCAGGAGCUCCGGUUGGAACGGAGUCCCUCCACUCUGAGCAAAACUGAAUCCAUACCCCAGCCCCACCUCAGCAACCCCCCGGCCAGCUGGGAGACCCACACGGACGCAGAAAGUGGCCGCUUGUUCUAUUACAACUCGGCAACGGGCCAAACGACCUGGGAGCCUCCCUUGGACGGUCCUGCCGGCGGCGGGAGUCCCCCUCCUUCUUGCUCUCCCUUGCUUGCCCUCAGCCCUGCCACACCUGCCGAGUGGGACCAAUAUGUAGACGAGGCCAGCGGGCAGGUGUUCUUCUACAACACAUCGACGGGCGAGACGUCGUGGAACGCACCCCGAAUGGACGAAACCCUCAAUUAUCCGGAGAUGCAGCCUGCGUUUGUGCCCUACAGCCCUGUGGAUCGGAGGCCGCCAACUCCAGAAACUGACUACCCCAACCUUUCUCCCGAUGAACUUGAGCCCUAUCCUGAAGAAGAUUAUUCUCCGGUUGGCUCCUACCAGCCGCUGGACGGACUCUGCGUUCCCUCUGCGUACCAAGGCUGGCCGUCCUAUGGCAACCAGGAAGGACUGGUGUUUGAUGGUGACCAGUAUGCCUCCAACCCGGUCACUGCAUCCGGCCACCAUCACCACAGUACCAGCAGUGGGUCCAGCCUGGACAGCAGCCCUUUUGGAAACUGGGUACCCUUCUCUGGGCCAAAGGAGGGACAGUUAAAAACGCUUGAAAAGGCUGGGAUGCUCUUUCGGACAAAGACUGCUGAUAAAGGGAAACGCCAGAGGAAGAAUUGGAGUUCUUCAUGGACAGUCCUAGAAGGUGGUGUCUUGACUUUUUUCAAGGACUCAAAACACUCCACGUCUAGCAGUGUGAAACAUCCCUCCGUGUUGAGUAGCCCUGAGCACACUGUGGAUCUUAGUGGAGCAACACUUUCUUGGGCUGCAAAAGACAAGUCGAGCAAAAAGAACGUCUUGGAGCUGAAGACACGGGAGGGAUCCGAGUACCUGAUCCGGCAUGAUUCAGAGUGCAUCAUCAGCACAUGGCAGAAGGCAAUUGCUGACAGCAUCAGUAAACUGCCUACAGAUUUCCCUCCGGAAGACAAUGAGGAGAAUUCAUCAGAUUUGAAAUCAAAGGAACAGCUAGGAAGCAGCAGAGAGAAAGAGGGCGAGAAGAAAAGCCCAGCCUCCUGGCAUUCAUCCACCUCUCUCAACUCGGACAGUGAUUCCAGCAAAGUUCGCAACAAACUCCUGAGGUUUCUGCAGAGGCGGCCAACCCUUCAGUCCCUGCGGGAACGAGGCUACAUCAAAGAUCAGGUGUUUGGAUGCCCUCUGCAAGUUUUGUGCGACCGUGAGAAGAGUACUGUGCCUCAGUUUGUGAGGCAAUGCAUCUGCACUGUGGAGAAGAGAGGUUUGGAUAUCGAUGGACUCUACCGGAUAAGUGGGAAUCUGGCGACGAUACAGAAACUGCGCUACAAGGUGGACCAUGAUGAGCGCUUGGAUCUCGACGACGGCCGUUGGGACGAUGUCCACGUCAUCACCGGGGCCCUCAAGCUCUUCUUCCGCGAGUUGCCGGAGCCGCUCUUUCCCUUCAGCCAUUUUGACAGAUUCAUUGCAGCCAUCAAAAUUACAGAGCCCUCGAAGCGCAGCUACCGCUUACGGGAGCUGGUGAAUUCUCUACCUCCUGCUAACCACAAUACCAUGAGGGUACUUUUCCAGCAUCUCUGCAGGGUUAUAGAGUUCCGAGAGGAGAACCGCAUGUCCGUGCAGAGCGUCGCGAUCGUCUUUGGGCCAACUUUGUUGAAGCCAGAGGCCGAAGAAGGGAACAUGACUAUGUACAUGGUUUUCCAGAACCAGAUUGUGGAGCAAAUCCUUAGCCAAUACAGCUACAUAUUCCCGGAGAGCUAGGCCUUCCCAGCGGAGCGAGGAGCCUGGUUGAAUGAAGGAGCAGCUGCGAAGCAAAGGGGCAGGUCCCAUCGCUGUGGGGACGUCGGUGUUGCUGGGCAGUGCCAAGACUAGAGACAGUGAAGAUAUGGGAGGGAGGGAGAGAAAUGACUAGCAAUAAAACUGUCAAUGUAGGA
This is a messenger RNA of Podarcis raffonei (Aeolian wall lizard), 2444 nucleotides long. RefSeq names its product Rho GTPase activating protein 27 (gene ARHGAP27). The transcript has 15 exons. Bases 268 to 2271 code for a protein of 667 amino acids. The record is from RefSeq and is a predicted model, not a curated record. Gene Ontology annotation, molecular function: protein binding. Gene Ontology annotation, cellular component: cytoplasm. NCBI's taxonomy places the organism in Eukaryota, Metazoa, Chordata, Lepidosauria, Squamata, Lacertidae. Gene Ontology annotation, biological process: regulation of GTPase activity; signal transduction.